AUGUUAGACAGAAAUCACAGAAGCGUGAUAGAAGUGAGAUUAUUAUACGUGAAAUGUACGUAUUUACCGAAAAAAAUGAAAACCCUAUGACAAUCUAGCAAAAAUGAGUACAUAUCACCAAUACUAUUUACUUAUUUUAUUGAAACGUUUGAACCAAUGUUGUCAUUUUUCUGGACAGUGUGACGUUGUAGUCUGCGGGGGAGGCACUGUUCUCUGACGUGUAAAUCUAAGGGGUAAAAAUGACCGAAACACUUAUCAAGCGGUGUUUCAUAGUUACUAAUUCACAAGAAUGGCAGAUCUGGUCCCUUACACACUGGGAAGGGAAUAGCUUUGGAAAGCACGACUUAGUGCGUUUAUCCAUCCCUCCAUUCACGUCUCCACUAUCUCUGCUUCUGAGUUUGGAGUUUCACGCACCAGCAAGCCCAGCUGCUGUAUCACCGACAAGUUGUCUGUUAAGAGAUGUUCAGAAGAAUUCGGAGCUGGCACGUAAAUGGUAUUUCCCCUUGAUUACCAGGGAUGUGGUGUGCUUCCCUUCUAAAUGUAGUGACUCGAUCUUCUGCAAAAUCCAGGCGGAGAGACUGCAGUUUGCAUUUGUAGUGUCCCACGCGUGCCCCCCCCCCCCGCGCGCACACGCACACACGCUUAGAUAUUCUCUGAAGCUAUGCGUUAUUCCAUUCCACAAAUCCGCCACCCACCCCCACGAUAGAAGGAAAUAAUAGACGUUCUUGCUAGUGUUCCUUCCUGCUCCUACGACGACACUUAGACGUGUUUUUCCAGUUCUGAUAAAUCCAAAGCUGCAACUGCAGUAGAUGAAGAUCCCUGUUCCUAGGGAGUACUUUUAAAAUUCCUGCUUUAUACAGACAAAAGAGUCACUUAGCUGCUGCUACAGCCUGCCUACAUAGAGAAACAAAGAUUUGUGACUAUUGCCUUCAGUACAGCCGGGCAAUAAAACAUAUUGCCCUGCGGCUGCAUACCUUGAGUAAAAUCACUGUGGUCCGCUUAGGUCGGGGCAAUAGCCCAUUUCCUAAAAGAAGCCACAAAUGUAGUUAAAUUUGACAUAUGAUGAGUGUUACACCUAGCCUUCCCACACACCAUAUCUGCAGUUGCAGAUGUAAUCUGUUGUAACAACUAUCACCCUUCUGAAGAACCUCGGAUGCUGUGAUCAGCACCAAACUGCUAUUAUAUUUCUGUAGUGCUGCAUCUCUCUCUGCAGUAUUUCCUCCUACAGCUCUAAAGACUGAUACAUCUUCCUCUUGACAGUUAAGUUAACAGUCUCAGUGGGUGCCUUUGUUGGCACUGUGCGUAAAUGAUCGUAGGGUACUUUUCCUACUUGUCUUCCACAGCAAGUACUGCAGAUCCAGUUCAGCGUGAGUAGCCACCACCCCCACGUUUUGCAGUCAGGGCUGAGAUUUAGUCACAGCUGCUGCUGCCGCUACUAGUUGUUGCAUUGAUUUUAGGUUGUCAAUGGGACUCGGGGAGCCAGAGACUGAACAGGCAACCAGAAAGUCGAGGAACAGAGCCAGCAUGGAAUUCCUAAGCAGGAGACGCCACAACAGCACCCCGUUCUUACUGUCCUUCCUCUUCUUUUUAAAUACGCUGGCUCAGACAGUGGCCGAACUAGAAGCAGAGAAUCUCUCGGGCCUCUCUCCUAAUCCAGAGAAGGGUAUAUUUGUGGUCAAUGAAAACGGCUCCACUUGCUUGAUGGCCGAGUUUGCUGCUAGAGUGAUUGUCCCCUACGACGUGUUUGCCAGCAACAGCGUGGAUUUGAUUACAGAGCAAGCGGAUAUAAGGAUCCCUCGGAAAGCAGAAGUAAAGGGGAGAUGCGGCAGUACAGAAUCGGAGUUGCAGGUCUCCUGGUUCAACGCAGCCUACACAUUACGCUUAUUCUUUGUGAAGGAGGUCCAUAACUCAUCAACACUGCAGACAGCUUCAUGGAAAUCCAACAAAAUACAGCUGGUCUACGACUCUUCGGAAUCAACGUACUUUAAGGAUGCCGUUGAAGCUGGGAAACACACUGCCACCUCUCACCAUCUCUCUGCCCUCAACACCCCAUCUGGGAAGUCAUACCAAUGUCAAGCACAGCAAACUAUCUCCCUCACUUCCAGUGACCACCAGAAACCUGUGACUCUUAUCUUGUCAGAAGUCCAGAUUCAGCCCUUUGAUAUUUAUACCAACUUUCUCUUCAGUGAAGCCUAUAAGUGUGCUGUGGAUCAGAGAGAACAGUUAGAAGAAACACUUCCUCUUAUUCUGGGUUUGACUUUGGCACUUGUUAUUGUACUAACACUCUCAGUUUACCACAUUUAUCAUAAGUUGACAGCUAACCAAGUACAGAUUCCAAGAGACAGGUCACUGUACAAGCACAUGGGGUAGAUAACCUGUAUUCGUACCUGUAAGGCAUAGCACUUCUUGUGAAAUACUUCCAAAUCAUACAUCGGGUCAGUGUAAGUAAAGCACGCAAGCUCAUUUAUUCCUGAAGGGAUAUCUGUCAUAUAAAUUAUUUAUUUAUUUAUUUUUGUUUUCUAGAACUAUGCUAGUGCCACUUAAAAUGGAACACCUUAUCAUGUGACCUAUGGCAAUUAAAAUAAAUCUUGCUUUUCAUCAGCCACACAGCAGAGAAAGUGAAAUAAGCAGCAAGCCAGUUAUGGCUGCAGAAUUCAAACUUAAGAUCUUGAAGUCCCCAUUAUGCAUCUGAGAGAUUGCACCACAUUUUCUUCUUCAUAAAAAAGAUGAUAUUGUACAAAUAAGUUGCAGAAGGAGUGAGAUAGUUGUCUUAAACUGGUAUAUAUUAAACAAUAUUUUUUUACCAGCUGAUGUGGGUGUAUAGUAUGAAAAUUAUUUUCAGCGACUUCAAGUCCAGUAAAAUAAUCCCAAAUGUUUAAUUAUGGCAUCUUUACCAGCCUGCCUCCAUGGUACAACAGGAUGGAGUCUCGACUGUGACUCAGUUGAGGAGGAUUUGAUUAGCAUCCCUUGCACUGGAGGAUACAGGCAUGGUUGGAGAAGAGUAAAGGAGUAUGGCCUGCAUGCUUCUUCCAGGGGUGGAAGGGAUUUUGUGCUUUCUCAAAGGCAUGGAGGGUGGUUGCGAUUUCCCUGGGGAGACUGGGCAAACCACCAUUUAUGAUGUGCAGAGAGAGGCAGAGUUGUUCAGAGGGAACACUCCUUGCAGAAGUAAGGGAUGAUCUGCAUGGACAGCCCAUUGUAUAUCUUUCCCAAAUGUCUCAUCAGGUGCGUGCAGGUAUGGCCCAGGAGAAAACAGGCUGCCUGAAUGAAAGCCUCUCCUGGUCGACCACCACCCAUAAUAUGAGUGUAAAUAGGCCAGUUAACUAAGGAGGGGAGCAAAUAAUCAACAGGUAGCAGGGGCAAAGAGUGCAAAAAACAAAAAUUAUGACUCAUUACCAAUCCUUCAAAUGCAGAAUAUUUAUUCCAGCAUUUCACACACAUUGAUAUAGCUAUUAAUCUGGCUAUCUAUUGGUCUUUCUAGCUAUAUAUGUACAUUUGUGUACAUGUACACACAGCAAGAAGGCUCAGAUAGUGCAAUCUAUCUCUACAACAUUUUGGAUGGUACACUAAAACAUCAGAGUUUUAUCUUAGCUCAUAAUAACACUAUUCCCAAUUCUGUGGUUUGAAGUUAUACAUUGCGAUUUUAGGACUAUCCAGCAACCAACAGGUAGCACUAUGUACUUCGGGCAACAAUUACAUUUUAUUUAGUGCAUGAUAAACAUUAUUGUCACUUGCAGUACUAAAUACAUUCAUUCAUGAUCAUCUGACAUCAGAAACAUACAAUGGAGAGCAGCAAUAAGGAAUGAAGACUUUAGUUUCUGUUCUCCUGUUUUUAUAACCUGUUUACUGCUCUCCAGAUUUCUCACAUUCUGGCAGCUUGUUUGCACCUGAAGUCACAAUUCUCUGCUUAAAAUAUACAUAUAUAAACAUGAAUCCAAUUAAUAUUACCACAACUGUAGCACUGCAUGUGACACAUUGUAACCAACCAGGUUUCUCACACACUUUUCAAGUACUCCGUUACUAUUCUGUGUUAUCAGUGGAGUAUGAUCUCUAGCACUGCAAACAUUUACGAAUGCUGUUUUUAAAUAAAUGAUUCUGCUUACCUCACUGUAACUCUAUAGGAGUGACAUAUACACUGCAAUAUUGUCUGCAUAUUCCAGAGCUGACAACUUAACCUCCUGCAUUCUUGCUGUUUAUUUCAUAUAUACAUUCAUCUUUAGCAUGAAUAAUCAAUCCUUCUGUUACCUUUUGUGUCUAUGGGAAAAAAAGCUGUUAAUUUGUUCUUUUAUCUCAUCUAGUCUAUAACUGAUGGCUGAGAAGCUACUGGUAAAACUAUUUAGUUCAGUAACUUGUUAAAAUUGAUCUUUAACAGUAGCUGACAGAUUCACUGUACAGCAGCCAGGACAAGAGAUCAAUACCACUGACAGGAUUAAACAAAGCAGGCUAGUGCAGCAAACAUGUUUCUGAAUUAAUUUGUAAAAUACUGUACUGUAAGUAAUUUUAGACACCAUUUUAAAUAUUCAGAAUUUUAAAUAUCCAUGUAGCUGGUAGUAUCAUGUACUUCUUCAUAUUAAAAAUAAAAUACUAUGGACCUAGUGUACAGAUGUUCACAGAUGUUCACAGCCAUUCUGAUGCAAACAUGAUGUAAUAACCACACUGCAUCUUAGCAGAUAGACUUAGGUAAAAUGUACAAUUUUGCAAGAAAACAUUUUAUUUUAAAAGAACAAUUUUACCAAAACAAAAUGGCAAACAAAGAAUAUAUAAAUAAUAUAUAUGUCUAAGUGCAUUUAAACUUGCAAGAUGUGGGUAACUCAGCAUACAGAGGCACACUUCCCCUUAAAAGACAUCAAUCACAGAGCUCAAAAGAGCAAACAGGUGAAAGGGGUGCUCCUGGGGGAAUAGCUAGGGUAGCCCGCAGGACCAGAAUGCUAGCCCCCUCACUACCACCGAGCUUUCACCAGGUAAAAGAGGGCUGGUUGGGAUUCGUGGGCAAAAAUGAAUGAGCUUCAUGUCUCUUGCCUAGGUUGGCAAUUCCUAGCUAUUAUCCCCCAGAGUAAAUGGGCUGGUCCAGGUAGAGCAGCCAUUAGUUGAGGUCCUGCUGGAGAAAAAAAAAAAAGAUGACUA
Molecule: messenger RNA, 5121 nt
Organism: Protopterus annectens (West African lungfish)
Lineage: Eukaryota; Metazoa; Chordata; Ceratodontiformes; Protopteridae
Gene: LAMP5
Product: lysosomal associated membrane protein family member 5
Exons: 6
Coding region: 1465-2370 (301 amino acids)
Cellular component (GO): membrane
Source: RefSeq, a predicted model, not a curated record